AUGAUUAAAAUCAAUGGAAUAUUGUUACUUGUUAUUGUUAAUAUUUCUGCAGAAAUCUUACAAAUUGAUUUAUAUCCUGGUUAUGGAUGGGAUCAUUUACGAUUUCUUGAUAUGUUACCUAUCUUUGAUAUUCGUAAUUCAUAUAAUUCAACAAUAAUGCAACAAUGUAUCACACAUAUCCCAUUACGUCAAAGUGAAUUUGAUAUUCAAUCACAAUUGAUUGAUUUAUAUAAUAGUUCAACAACUACAUAUGAAUUAGAAAUAAAUCUUGGUGGCGAAAUUCCUUUACCAGAGACUGGUAUUGGUAUUGGUGGAUCGUUUUCUCCAACAUAUCAAGAUAUAAAAUCUCAACAAGGAAGAGAUAAUACGAUAACAUUACGAAAUGUAAUUCGUCAUGAUUUCGCUGAUGUUUUAUUACUUCCAAGUUGUUCUUUAGAUUCUCGAUUUAAAUCUGAAAUAAUUCAAAUAGCAAAUUAUAUUAAAACAGGUGAAUUAAUAAAAGCUAGUUAUGCUGCACAAAUGCUUAUACUUCGUUAUGGAACACAUUAUACAAAUCGUAUACGUAUUGGUGGACAAAUAAUUCAAGAUAAUUUUAUUCGAACAAAAGAUUUUUAUACUAAUGAUGCAAAUAUUUUAUCAACAGAAUUGGCAGCGAAAUUAAAUUUUCUGUCAGAACUUGGUUUAUCAUUUAGUAGUUCAAUAAAAAAUACAUUAGUAGAUAAUAAUAUUAAAAAAUUUCAAGAACAAAUUAUUAAUCGAAAUCUUAUUGCUUAUGGUGGAGAAGCAUAUCUUAUGAAUAUGCCAUUAUCACAAUGGCAAUCAACAGUGAAAAAUAAUCCAGUUAUACUUAAACGUUCAUUUGAAAAUUUAACAAUGGCUAUCGAUAUAAAACAAAUAACUGAAAUUGAAUCAUUGUAUGUCAAUGAAGCACUUAAAGAAAUAAAUAAAGCAAUUAAUACUUAUAUUGAAACAAAUUCUAUUUUUGGUUGUAUGGAUAGAAAUUCUAAUUCGUUUAAUUGGAUUGCUAAUAUUAACGAUAAAACAUGUAAUCAAAAUGUUGUUAAUAUACAAUUUGCUGGUCUUAUUCUUUCUUGUGAUAUAAAAUGGAAUUCAAAUAAUGAUUCAACAUAUCGUCUUAAUGAUAUGUGUACUGAUUUUAAAAAAACAAAUUUUUUUACAAAUAAUGAACAAUGUCCAUUUAGUUUUACUAAAACACUUAUUUAUUCAUCGAUUAAAAUUCAAUCAAUUGAAAAAAUUGAAAAUUAUGGUUGUGGAUUUUUAUGGUUAUCAACAUGUACAAGAUCUAUUCCAAUUGGAAUAGCAACAAGAACAAUAAAUUUAUAUAGUUGUACAAAAAAUAAUUCUGGAUUAAGUCAAUAUAUAUUUGGUGGUUCAUAUUCAUCAAAUAAAAUUAAUUUUCUUACUAAUGAAAAAUCAUGUCAAACAGGUUUUACAUCUGUAUCAUUAAUUAAUGGCAUUAAUGUUUGUCUUACACAACAAAUUGUAAAUCCACCAAAUAUAUUUAAAUUUGGUGGAAUAUUUUCAUGUCAAACAAAUAAUUCUGAUAUAUGUCCAAUUGGGUUUAGUCCUUAUCCUAUCGGUUUAAUCGAUACAGAUUGUAAUUUAUAUGCAUGUUUACAAUUAAAAGCACAAGAUAUUACAUUAUUACCAACAAUAUCAUUACCACCAUAUUUUAAUAUAAUUGAUCAAUUAACAUCCCCGUCGAUAAAUAUUAGUAAUAAUACAAUUAAUGGAAAAUUAAUAUCGAUAUUACAAAUGGCUCCAAUAACGAUUGAUCAAUCUUUGAAUUUAGCAAUUAAAUCUGAAUUUAUUUCAUGGAUUUUAUUCUUACCUAUGGUUAAAUACUUCAUUUUUUAA
Molecule: messenger RNA, 1878 nt
Organism: Adineta ricciae
Lineage: Eukaryota; Metazoa; Rotifera; Eurotatoria; Adinetida; Adinetidae
Source: the annotation of a GenBank genome assembly